GAGGUUUUAAGAGCAGUGUACGACGGCGACUCACCGAUACUAGCUAUUAUGCCGACCGGCUCCGGUAAGAGUCUAUCAUUUAUACUUCCCGCCUCGUACGAGUUUAGCGGGACGACGAUUAUAGUUAUGCCUCUACUAGCUCUACGGUAA
Molecule: messenger RNA, 150 nt
Organism: Aureobasidium subglaciale EXF-2481
Lineage: Eukaryota; Fungi; Ascomycota; Dothideomycetes; Dothideales; Saccotheciaceae
Exons: 1
Molecular function (GO): nucleic acid binding; ATP binding
Source: RefSeq, a predicted model, not a curated record